AUGAGGAUGAGCGAGGAGGAGAAGACGUCACAUCCGGAGUUACUGAGCAGCGAGGUGUCUGAAGGGCUGCUGCUGAAGCUGGAGGAUCUCGAAGCAAGGCUGACGAGGGACAUGGAGAGCAUGAGAUCACUUCUUGCAGGAGUGGCUGAGUACGAGAACCUUCUCCGAGAGCGGGCGAUGCUGGAAACAACCUUCACCGACUCCUCCAGGCUGCUGGAUCGCACUUCGAACUCGUACACUCUUCGGCGAUCGGAGGAGCGGUACAAGGCUCUGGUGCUCAAGAUCAUACCUGAGAGAAGGAAGGAGCUGCUAGAAGCGAUAGAGGAGUGGGAGAGGAGCAACGGGAAGGCGUUCUUGACGUGGGGACGAAGGUACCUUGACAGCCCAGAUGAAGUGAUACCAGCGGACGAGGAAGGUGUACGGGGACGAGGAGCAGAGCAGUCUCAGGUGAAGGCGAGCAGAGGAAAUGAUAUGAAGGGAUCGCAGAAUGUUUCGAAAGAGAGGAUAGUCCGCAUCCAGCACAAUCGUGACAGAGGCGAAGAGCACAUCUCCCAAGUCUCACAGUCUAUCUCCUUCAUCUCUGCUGCAGAGCCUUCUAUAGAGCCAGACGCUUCUCCAGGUCAACCGCUAGUCUCCUCUCUGCACAGUAGCUCAAGUGCUUGUAGCUCGGCGGUCGAAGAAGCAAGAGCGUGCUUCAAGCCUGCUGAUGGACCGGACAUGAUGAAGAGAUGUCAAGUCGGACAAGACUCGCCCAAGGCAGAGGAGAAAUCCAAGAGCAUGCCUGCGGAUGCGUUGGUGCUGAAGAAGGAUCAUAGCAAACUCCAAGAAUCGCUCAAGCUUGCCCAAGAAAAGAUUGUGACGUUGGAGGCCAAGCAAGGGAAGCUGAUAGAGCAGCUGGCGGAGCUCUCGCUCAAGCUGCAAGACAAGAAGUUCGUCCAGCCGUUAGACCUCAAGUCUGCCUUUCAGAGCUUGUUCCAAGGCUUCACCAACGUCCUCGACCCCUCUCAGCCAAAACGAGCCGGUAACUCGGGUGAGGAGAAGAAGGUUCGCUUCGCCUACAUCGGCGAGCACUUCGCUCACUCGCUACUGAGCGGCUUCAGCGCCAUCGAGAAAGUGGAGAAGAAGCAUCUUGAGCUCCUGGUCGAGCUGGAGGAGCAGCGGGAGAGGCACCAGCAGGAGAGGAUCGAAAUUUCCCGCAAGCUUGCGGACGUCCUGUCGAGAUGCGACAACUGCGACACCGUGGCAGAAGAAGUUAAACUCGACCUGCAGGAGGUCGCUGCUCGCGCAGAGGAAGGGAGGGAGGCAGCUCGGAGCGUGUGCUGUCUGAGCGACGAAGUGAUUUCCUGCCAGCAAGGCUUGGACGAACUCCGCUCGCGCACUGUCAUGCUGGAAGAGAGGAGCGGGCAAUCUGAGGGGAGCAAGUCAGCACAGAGACAGGGAGAUGUAAAGCAGGAAGGAGGUACAAGAGAGUGCGGAGAAGAGCAUGGGGAGGAGGGGAGGAGCGCGUUGGAGGAUCUUUCCUCGCGCGUGUCUCUCCUUGAAGCUUCUCUGGCAGCCUCUGCUCCCUCUCCCUCUCCCUCUAUAUCCGCUGAGGCCAUCAACGCGCUCAGUGAGGAGCUCACAGAGAGGAUAGAGGAGUCUGCGGCGCGACGAGACAGCAGCCUGAUGAAGACGCUGGAGGAGGCGAUGCUCUCCUGCGUGUCGCGCGACGACGUGCGAGAGAGUCUGCUGCUGUAUGCCAGCAAGAAGGACCUCAAGGCGAGCGAGAGCAGGACCUGGGAGCGCAUCGCCAAGGUCGAGGAGGAGGGAGCGCAGACUUCUGCGAUGAUCAAGCUGGCGAGGAAGGAGCUGGAGGGGAUGAAGAGUAGCUUCCUCCUCUCCUCUCCUCGCAGGAGCUCGCGGCAAAGCUCUCGAGCCACGAAGAAGACUGUGCCGAGGCGGUAG
Messenger RNA from Guillardia theta CCMP2712, 1944 nucleotides. RefSeq lists its product as hypothetical. The transcript has 6 exons. The record is from RefSeq and is a predicted model, not a curated record. The coding region runs from base 1 to 1944 and encodes 647 amino acids. NCBI's taxonomy places the organism in Eukaryota, Cryptophyceae, Pyrenomonadales, Geminigeraceae.